AUGAUUUAUAAUGAUAAGAAUGAAGAUUGGAAAGAUAGAGAAAAUCGUUUAGUUGAUAUAAUAAAGAAAGAAUAUUAUUAUAAUAAGAAUGAAGAAUAUGAUGAAUAUAAUAUAAGGGGUGGAAUUAUAGGAAAACAUAAAUAUGGUUAUAGUGAUUGUUAUAAAGGUGAUAAUAUUAUAUUAAUAAUAACAGAAUAUAUUAAGAAAGAUUGUAUAUUAGAUAAUUAUAUAUUGGAAUAUAAAAAGUUAUAUGAGAAUUUAGAUUAUUAUAUAGAAUAUAUUGAAAAAAAAUCAGAUAUUGAUUAUCUUAUUGAUAAUUAUUUUAUAAAGAGAAAAACAGAUACACCUAGUGUAAUAAGUGAUAUAGAAAAAUAUAAAAAAAUAAAUGGAGAUAUGAAUGAUAUAGAAAUGACAACAUAUACCAUAUCAGUCAUAUUAAAAUUGAAUAAACAUAUAUUAAGUGCAUUUCCAAUGUUAAAAAAUGUUAUAGAAUCAUUAAAGCAUGAUGAUAAUAAUGAAAAUUUUUAUUACUUAAAUAAUAGGAUAGGUAUAAUAGAAAAAUGGAAGAGCAAGAUUUUUAAUAUGUCCUGUAAAAAAAAAACAUAUAAAUCCAUAGCUCAUUCCUUUUUACAAACAAAUGAUGAAAUUAUUUAUAAGGAAGAAAAUAAUGAAAAUUUUGAUAAAUGUGAUAUAUAUAUGGAUCCAUGUUAUAUUAAUAAAACAUAUAAAAAUGAACAUAAUAAUUAUUAUGAAUAUAAUUAUGUACAUAAUAAGAAUGUGAAUGAUACAUAUAUAGUUGAUAAUAAUAAUAAUAUGAAUAAUUAUUAUGACGAUAAUAUGUAUAAUAAUCAAUUAUACAAUAAUGAUACUAUAUAUAAUAAUAAUAAUAAUAAUAAUAAUAUGAAUAAUUAUUAUGACGAUAAUAUGUAUAAUAAUCAAUUAUACAAUAAUGAUACUAUAUAUAAUAAUAAUAAUAAUAUGUAUGAAUACAAUCAUAUGUAUCAAGGUAAUUAUCCGGAUGAUACUAUAAAUGUUAUACAUUCUAGUAAUAAAAAUAAGAAUUCAAAAAAAUUCAUUCAAACAAUUAAUGCACCAGAUGAUAAUAAUAUUGUUAAUUAUAAAAAGAAGACCUCUACAUUUUUUUACGAAAUAAAUAUAACAACGAAUAAAAAUUUAAUAAGACUAAAAAGUGUUCUCCUCUUGAUUGAAAUAGUAAUGUCGUUUUAUUCAUUCUUUAUUAGAUGGGAAAAACAAAGGAAUAAAGAAAAAAAAAAAGAUAUAAAUGAUGAAAGAGAAGAAAGAGAUAUAAAUUAUAUAAAUUAUAUAAAAGAUAAAAUGAACGUUACCUGUGAUGAUAAUAUAUAUCAUAUGAAUGAUAUAGAUAAUAUUAACAAAAUAAAUGAUUUAUGUACACAUAAUGAUAAUAUUAAUAAAUAUAUAAAAGAUACAGAAUAUCAACAUGUGGAAAAAGAAACAAAUAACACAACAUAUGAUGAAAUAAAUUAUCAACUCUUUUAUGAUCUAAUAUCAGGAAAAUUAAAAAGAAAAAAAAAUAUUAAGGAUGAGAAAUAUGGUGAGAAAAAUAAAAAAAAAAAAAGAGAUAUACAAAAAGUGAAAAGUAUGAAAUAUAAGGAAAAGAAAAAAAAGAUGAAUAAUAGUAAUUAUAAGCCUGAUAAAUUUUUUCCAUAUAUUAAAUAUGAGGGUUAUGAAAGUGAAAAUACAGCUUCUUCAAAUAAUUAUGAAAAUAUAAUAGAUAGUAAUAAAAGAAGUUCAAGUGAUCAUAAUAGUAUAUCAUCAAAUAGUAAUAUAAAUAGUAGGUCUUCAAAUAGUGAUACAAAUAAUAAGUCUUCAAAUAGUGAUACAAAUAAUAAGUCUUCAAAUAGUUAUACAAAUAAUAAGUCUUCAAAUAGUGAUACCAGCAAUAUAUCAUCAAAUAGUGAUACCAAUAAUAUAUCAUCAAAUAGUGAUACCAAUAAUAUAUCAUCAAAUAGUGAUACCAAUAAUAUAUCAUCAAAUAAUGAAAAAAAAAUUAAAUGGUCACAUAAAGAUAUGUAUAAUUGUCAUAAUAAUUAUUUAUAUUCAUCAUCAUAUAAUGAUAAUUCAUUUAUAGAAAGUGAUAUAAAUAUUUAUAAUGAUAAAGAAGAAAACGUUAAUCCUUUACAUCAUAAUGAUUUCAUAGAUUCUCCUAAAAAAUUAAUGAAUGGUAAUGUUUGUUAUGGACAAGACAAUAAAAAUAAUUAUUAUAUUUCGAAGGAAAAUAAUAUAUAUAUUGAUAAAGAAAAAAAAAAUAAAUUAGAUAAUAAUAAUACAAUAUAUGAUAAAGAUUUUAAAAAAAUGAUGAACUAUAUUAAAAAUAUCCUAAUAUAUGUUAUAGAUGAAUGUGAUACAUAUUUUAAUAUAGAAUUUUUGUACACUUUACAUACCUUUGAAUUAUAUUAUUUAUUUAAUAUUUUUAAGAAGUUGUUAUUAAAAACGAAAGAUAUAGAAGAUGAUUUAAUAAUAAUGUUAACUUAUUGUGCAUAUAAAAUUGAAAAUAAAGAAAUUAUUGAAUAUUGCUUUUGGAGACUUGUCAGCAUAUUUGAAAGUGAAUGUAUUCCUAACUGUUGGAUAUUAUUAGAUGAUAAAACAAAUAAUCAAUUAAAAAAAAGGUUUGAUGAAUUAAAAUUUAAUUUUAAAGAUAUGAAGAAAAAGAACAAAAAAAUUAAGAAAAAAGGAAGAAUAAAAAAUUAUACUGAUUAUUGUAUUGAUAUAUUUUAUGAAACGUUUAACAUUUUUGAAACUGAAGAAAUAGGAGAUGUAACCAGUGAAAUAAAUAUAAAUGAAGGUAAUUUAUAUUUUAAAAAUAAUAUAAUAGAUAAAAAUAUCUUUAUUAAUUUUAUUAAUAAAACAAAAAGAGAAUUUUCUUAUUAUAAUGAUAUACCUAAAGGAUAUAAAAUUAAUGAGUUACAAAGAAUACGAAAAUUUAAUGAAUUUUAUUCAUGUUGUUAUAUUUUAAAAAAUGAUAAAAAGGAAAAGAUACUAAUGGGUUUUAAAAAGAGAGGACAAAAUAAAGUAUAUAUAUAUAAAUAUGAUAAAAAUAUUCAAAAAAAAUUUAAAAAUAUUAAAACAUCUUUUAAUGUAUCAGGAUUUUUAGGAGUGCUGGUAUGUAAUUUUACAGGUAUGAAAAUUAAAAUAUAUGAUAAUGGAAUAUCAGAAAAAUAUGCAAACUUUUUUCCAAAUUUUGAAAGAAAUAAUGUUAUUUCUAUUAGAUUUGAAUCCAAUAUUAUAAGUGAAUUACCAAGACAUUUUAUAUGUAAUAUUUAUAAAGAAAAUAAAAAUAUAAAACUUAUUUAUGAAAAUAAAUGUCCUAUAUGGAAUGAAGAGAAAGAAAUUUAUGAACUUCCUUUUUAUGGACGAGUUAAAAUGGCUAGUGCAAAAAAUUUACAAUUAAUUCUAAAGAAAUGUAUUUUUAAUGAAUCAAAAAAAAAUGAUUUUAUGAAUAAAAAUAUAAAUGAUAUAAUUGAAUAUGUGUCAGCUAGACAAAAUGAAGAUAAACAAAAUAUAAAAGAUAAGGAAAAGGAUGAAGAUAAGAAUGAUAAUAUUUAUAAUGAUAUAUAUAAGGAUAACAAUAAAAAUAAUAAUCAUAAUGAUCAUGAUAACAUGUCUAUUAAACAAAAUAACAAUGGAUAUAAUAAUACAAAGAGUGAAACUAAAAAUAGUGAUUCAGGUAAUAAAAAAAUUAAGAAACAUAAUGAUGAAUAUAUAAAUAGCUUUAUUAAAAAGAAAUUUUCUUUUGAUUUAAUUAAAAACAAUUUGAAAAAGAAAAAAGAAGAAAUUAAAUAUGAAAUUAUAAAUAAUGAUGAAGAGGAAAUAUUUUUAAUAUUUGGGAAAAAUUCUAAGGAUUAUUUUACUUUAGAUUUUCGUCAUCCGUUAUCAACAUUUGAAGCUUUUUCAGUUGCCAUUUCUUCCUUGCUGAAGAAAAAAGCAGUAUCAUAA
This is a messenger RNA of Plasmodium gaboni, 3975 nucleotides long. RefSeq lists its product as hypothetical. The record is from RefSeq and is a predicted model, not a curated record. Lineage: Eukaryota; Apicomplexa; Aconoidasida; Haemosporida; Plasmodiidae. The transcript has a single exon. The coding region runs from base 1 to 3975 and encodes 1324 amino acids.